AUGGCGGAUGCGACUGAAAUUGGUCGUAUCGCAACCCCCUCUGACACGUACCUCCCAGAGGACUCGUACUCGGUGACUCGCACGGUGGAUGGCCUUCCCUACUUCCUGUCCAUCACCGACACAGCCGGCCAAGAGGAGUACCGUGGGCUAUGGACCACAUCAACGCUCAAAUCGGAUGCCUUUCUCCUCGUCUACGAUAUCACGAACCCCUCGAGCUUGGCAACGCUGGACUACUUUAUGGACAUGAUCCAAAUGGACGCGGAGCAGCGCGAGGAGGACAACCAGCGACUACGCAAGGAACUCGGUGCUAACGCCGGAGUGGUCGGUUUGGCACCGCCGGUCAAGAUCAUCGCCGGCAACAAAUGCGACCUGAAGGAUGGACGUGCGAUCACAUCGCGGGCUGGGCUGGAAUAUGCGCGCAAGCAUGGAUGCGGGUUCAUGGAAACCAGUGCCCGCGAGAUGGUCAAUAUCGAGGAGACGUUUGCUCUGUUGGUCCGUCGUGUCGUCGAAGCUCGCCGAUUGCAUGAACAAAGCACGUCGGCCCCAGGUCGUCCACCACCCUCGCGCGCCGGACCCUCCACCCACACCACGGCCUUGCCCCCGACGACGACGGACGCCAGCAAGGUACCUAACGAGGGACGGUCUCGACGGAGUCGUCUAUUUGGGUUCGGGAAAGACGCACGGACAUCAGAAACCGGGGGACAGGAACCGACCGAGAAGUCCAAGCAUGCCUCGAAUAUGGAGACGGAGGAUGCAGAGGAGCCUCGGGGCUGCUUGCUCCAGCGGGUGUGCUGUUUUUGCUGUUACUGGUGUUAG
Molecule: messenger RNA, 816 nt
Organism: Penicillium alfredii
Lineage: Eukaryota; Fungi; Ascomycota; Eurotiomycetes; Eurotiales; Aspergillaceae
Product: putative RAS small monomeric GTPase
Exons: 3
Coding region: 1-816 (271 amino acids)
Biological process (GO): signal transduction
Cellular component (GO): plasma membrane
Molecular function (GO): GTP binding; GDP binding; GTPase activity
Source: RefSeq, a predicted model, not a curated record